Vombatus ursinus (common wombat) is the source of this 936-nucleotide messenger RNA. RefSeq names its product olfactory receptor 13D1-like. Gene Ontology annotation, molecular function: G protein-coupled receptor activity; olfactory receptor activity. The transcript has a single exon. Bases 1 to 936 code for a protein of 311 amino acids. Gene Ontology annotation, cellular component: membrane. Lineage: Eukaryota; Metazoa; Chordata; Mammalia; Diprotodontia; Vombatidae. Gene Ontology annotation, biological process: G protein-coupled receptor signaling pathway. The record is from RefSeq and is a predicted model, not a curated record.
AUGGAAGGACUCAACUGGACAUCUAGGAAGGAGUUUGUUCUACUGGGGUUUUCAGAAUACCCGAAGACUGAAAUGUUCAUCUUUCUUUUAUGUCUGGCGAUGUACAUGGUAAUCAUAUUGGGGAAUACUAUUAUAAUUAUUCUGACUAUCCUGGAUUGUCACAUUCACAUCCCAAUGUAUUUUUUCCUCAGUAAUCUCUCCUUCUUAGAUAUCUGUUUUACAUCCUCUUUUGUCCCCAAAAUGUUGACUAACUUCUCAUCAGGGAGAAAAACCAUCUCCUUCUCUGGGUGUGUGAUCCAAAUGUAUAUCUUCCUUGCUGUGGGGUCCACAGAGUCUGUGCUCCUAGCCACAAUGGCCUAUGAUCGGUACAUGGCCAUCUGUAAUCCCCUCAGAUACCCUACAAUCAUGAACAAGAGACACUGUGUGCAGUUGGUGGUUACAUCCUGGCUUGUAGGUUUUCUCAACUCUGCUAUGGAAACAGCUCUUGCAACAAGGUUGCCCUUUUGUGGGAAAAAUACAAUUAAUCAUUUUUUUUGUGAAAUCUUAGCCAUACUAAAGCUGGCCUGUGUUGACAUCUCUUUGAAUGAAAUUGUUAUGUUGAUAGACAGCAUAACACUUGCAUUCUCCCCAUUAUUGUUAAUUAUUAUCUCCUAUAUUUUUAUUCUCUCUGCCAUACUGAGAAUCAACUCUGCAGAAGGGAGGAAAAAAGCUUUUUCUACUUGCUCAGCACACUUGACUGUGGUGACUGUGUUUUAUGGGACUGUCUUCUUCAUGUAUAUGAAGCCUAAGUCCAAAAAUUCAAUUACAGACAAAUUUAUUACGUUGUUCUAUUCAGUGGUGACCCCCAUGCUGAACUCCAUCAUCCAUAGCCUGCGGAACAAGGAGGUGAAUGCAGCUAUGAGAAAUGUGCUGAAAAGACUUCCAUUCAAGAGGUGA